Molecule: messenger RNA, 1239 nt
Organism: Momordica charantia (bitter melon)
Lineage: Eukaryota; Viridiplantae; Streptophyta; Magnoliopsida; Cucurbitales; Cucurbitaceae
Gene: ASPGB1
Product: N-terminal nucleophile aminohydrolases (Ntn hydrolases) superfamily protein
Molecular function (GO): hydrolase activity
Source: RefSeq, a predicted model, not a curated record
CAUUAGUUUGCAUCUGGCACAAAGGAAACACAGACUGAGAAAAAGCCAGGGUUUGAGACAGAGAGCGAUGGCAGGUUGGGCAAUAGCGGUUCACGGAGGGGCCGGCGUGGACCCUAAUCUCCCACUCGACCGUCAAGAGGAAGCAAAAAAACUCCUCGCUCGCUGUCUUAAUCUUGGCAUCGAUGCUCUUCGUUCCGAUCAUCCUGCCAUCGAUGUCGUCGAACUCGUCGUUAGGGAACUUGAAUCGGAUCCCCUGUUCAACUCGGGGCGUGGAUCUGCGCUGACAGAGGAUGGAACCGUGGAGAUGGAAGCCAGCAUCAUGGACGGCCCGAAACGGAGAUGCGGGGCGGUGUCCGGAUUGACCACUGUUAAAAACCCCAUCUCUCUCGCCCGCCUCGUCAUGGACAAAUCUCCACAUUCCUAUCUCGCCUUCUCUGGCGCUGAGGAAUUCGCCAGGCAACAGGGCGUGGAGAUGGUGUGCAAUGACUAUUUCAUCACCGAAGAAAACGUGGGAAUGCUUAAACUAGCCAAAGAAGCCAACAGUAUACUGUUCGAUUAUAGGAUCCCAAACGCAGGAUUAGAGAAGUGUAGCGCAAGCGUGGAGACGCCGUUGCAAAUGAACGGCCUCCCAAUCAGCGUGUACGCGCCGGAGACGGUUGGGUGCGUGGUGGUGGACAGCCAAGGAAGGUGCGCGGCGGCCACGUCAACCGGCGGGCUGAUGAACAAACGGAGCGGCCGCAUCGGGGACUCGCCGCUGAUCGGCGCAGGGACGUACGCGUGCGGGUUGUGCGGGGUAUCGUGUACGGGAGAAGGGGAGGCGAUCAUAAGAGGAACACUGGCGAGGGAAGUGGCGGCGGUGAUGGAGUACAAAGGGAUGGGACUGCAGGAGGCAGUGAGCUACGUGGUAGAGGAGCGACUGGACGAAGGCAAGGCAGGGCUCAUCGCAGUUUCAUCCAAUGGGGAAGUGGCCUGUGGAUUCAACACCACCGGAAUGUUCAGAGGAUGCGCGACGGAGGCUGGCUUUAUGGAGGUUGGAAUUUGGUAAUCGAUAGUUAGUUUUCUUUUUUGCUUUUUUUUUUUUUUAAUUAUGGAACGAAGUUUGUGGGUUAAUUUUUAAUUAGUGCUGUGUAACUGCUGAACUAAAUAAUCUUCUGGAUUUUUAAAAUUCAGAGGGUGCUAUGCGAUAGAUGACCAAUGUGUCAGCAAUAAAUUGCCCUUGGCCCGAACCCUUUAACUUUA